Molecule: messenger RNA, 1609 nt
Organism: Colossoma macropomum (tambaqui)
Lineage: Eukaryota; Metazoa; Chordata; Actinopteri; Characiformes; Serrasalmidae
Gene: b9d2
Product: B9 domain containing 2
Exons: 4
Coding region: 205-732 (175 amino acids)
Biological process (GO): cilium assembly
Cellular component (GO): MKS complex
Source: RefSeq, a predicted model, not a curated record
UAAGGAAGUGAGAACCUUAACGACGAGAAGAGAGAAGCGCCCUGUAAACACUGAGCGCUGCUGAAGCUCAGGAUUAGCCGACCUGAAACACAUCACAGUUUAGACCAGUACGAUAUCGCUGGUUAAUGAACUGACUCUGUUUAUGUGCCUGCUGUUGACUGCUGUCUUCAGAUCUACCUUUUUUUGUACUGAAAAGCACAUCUUAUGGCAGAGCUGCAUAUAAUCGGACAGAUCGUUGGGGCCAGUGGUUUCCCUCAAAGCAGCCUGUUCUGCAAGUGGGGAGUUCACACAGGAGGAGCAUGGCGGCUCCUCUCUGGACUCAAGGAGGGACAGACACAAGUGGACAUGCCCCAGAUAGGAGACAUGGCCUACUGGAGUCAUCCUAUUGACUUGCAUUACACCACUAAGGGUCUUCAAGGUUGGCCAAAGCUUCACCUGCAGGUUUGGCAUCAGGACUCCUUUGGCAGAUGUCAGCUGUAUGGUUAUGGUUACUGCCAUAUACCCUCUAGCCCUGGACAGCAUCGUUUGCAGUGUGCAACUUGGAGGCCACUGGGAACCUGGCAGGAACAGCUAGCUCAGAUUUUUGUGGGCGGAGGCCCUCAGCUUCGCUCUCCUGACCUCAUUUACAGUGGAGCAGACAGAUACAGACUUCACACCGUUGCCAUGGGCACCGUAGAACUGGAGCUCUGCGUCAUUCUGCGGCAUUUUGACAGAUACGGUGUGGAGAGCUGAGAGUGACACCUCCAAUAUGCAGAUAGAAAAUAGAGUGAUGGAAAAAUACAGUGACAUUUGAUACAGAAAAUGUUUGAAUUAUAGUGGAGUUACUAAUGCAGUGCGUGUGUGACUUUUGUUUUUUAAGAGUGAACAUAAAUGUAUCGUUUGAGCUCUGGUUUGUAAGAUAGCCAGACCACAGUUCUGGAGAAAAGAGAAACGUCUUGCUUUAAUUUGUAUUAAGGAAUGCAGUGAUAAGUUCUGGGUUUUUACCUCUCCAUGACUGUUAAAGUUCAGUGCUUUUAUUACUUUUUUAUUUUUCUACUACCUAUUUUAUAUGUGGUUUUUAUGAUGGAGUAUGUCUUAUGUUUUAACAUGAGUAAAUCUGAAUUCUUAUAUUCUACUUUCUUGUGAAAAAUUGUUAUUUUCUUUUCCAGGACUUGCAUACAUUACAACAGAGUGUUUUAGACAGUGUUUAGUGACCUACUGUGUUCAGUUUAAUUAAAUAGGAUUGGUUUCCUUUUUGCUUUGCAUGUGUAAACCCUACUAUGUUCUGAUGAUGAUGAGAGGAAAGUCACCCUUUUGAUCUGUUGCAGAUGUUUCAGUAUGCUCAUUUCCUGCGUGGAAAAUGUCUCGCUGUUAUAGUAGAGUGAAAGAAAGUGGAGAAACAGUUGUGGUUUGCUGAGUUAUCCUGCAAGGAACGUUACGCUCUCACAAAUCAUUUUUGUCUGAGGCAAGCAGAGACAAGUGAGAGAGAAAAAAGGAACAAUGUCUGAUUGACGUUAAGCGGUAUGACAUGUGAAGCAAAAGAAGUAGACUGACGCACAACCUCCUUAAAAUAGUCUACACAGAAACCUUCACGGCUUUUGCUGCAUCAGCGUUGUCACCUUUUUUCAAG